Molecule: messenger RNA, 1874 nt
Organism: Lotus japonicus
Lineage: Eukaryota; Viridiplantae; Streptophyta; Magnoliopsida; Fabales; Fabaceae
Product: F-box/kelch-repeat protein At3g23880-like
Exons: 2
Coding region: 213-1517 (434 amino acids)
Molecular function (GO): protein binding
Source: RefSeq, a predicted model, not a curated record
AUUGCCAUUUCAGUCUCAGUCUCAGUCUCAGUCUCAGUCUCAGAACUAGUAACCAAAACCCUAACACAUUACACACUCUCUUCUCUUCUCUUCUCUUCUUCCUCAUUUCUGCACCAAAAUCUUCUUCCGCCGCCACGCCAUUGUCACCGCCAUACUUCACCGAGCUUCCAUUCGCGCCACCUCAUUUGCUACUGUAAUAUUGAAGAAGAAGCAUGAAGAACUAUAUGAAGGAGAUUGAGAAGCUGAAGGAGAACCCGAGAAUCACCGCUCUUCCUCACGAGUUGAUUGUUGAAAUCCUGUUGAGGCUACCGGUGAGGUCUCUCCUCCGCUUCAAAUGCGUGUGUAAGAAGUGGCUUUCUACCAUUUCUGAUCCGCAAUUCUGUAAAUCCCAUUAUGACCUAGCUGCUGCACCCACUCACCGUCUUCUUAACCUUCCCGAAGGAAUCGCUGAUGUAGUUGAAUCAUUUGAUGUAGAUGCAUCGCUUAACGAUGAUUCUGCUGUUGUAAACCUCAAAUUCCCACCCUACACUGCCCCCUUCUUUCAAACCAUAGGUUCUUGCAGAGGGUUUGUUCUGUUAACCAAGAUGAUGCAUCCAACAGGUGAUCUCAUUUUGUGGAACCCUUCAACUGCUGCCCACAGAGAGAUUCCAGCCACCUAUGCUGACUGGAAUUCAUGGUAUGAUCCUUCAACCCGUUUCCGCCAAGGAAUUCCACCUUAUUUUGCUCAUUUCAUGUUUCAAUUUCUCUAUGGCUUUGGGUAUGACCAGUUGAAGGAUGAAUAUUUGCUUGUUCUAAUCCGUUUGGAAAAUCGUCCUGAACCUCAAGUGAUACACUGUAGCAGUAACAGCUUCAUGGUUAGUGUGCGAUAUGGUGGACCUGUAGUGAAGUCUUCACGGCCUCGAAUUGAGGUUUUAUCUUUGAAUACCAAUGUACCCUCCUUUUAUUAUGAUGAUGUUGAAUAUCUGGAUCUCGGAUACGAGUCCAAUUGUGGGAUUUUCUUGGAUAAGUCUCUACAUUGGUUGGUUAAAUCAAAGGCUACACAGCUUCAUGUAGUUCUUGCUUUUGACUUGGUGGACAGAAGCUUAUUGGAAAUUCCUCUUUCGCCUGAUUUGGCAGCAGAAUUGGCAAUUUAUAAAAAUGGUUAUUUGAGGGUGCUGGGAGGGUGUCUUAGUGUGGGUUACUCAAGUGGAGGCGAUGGCCCUGAAGUGGCUGAGAUAUGGGUCAUGAAAGAUUAUAAAGUGCAGUCUUCUUGGACUAAAUCUUUUGUUUUGACAUUUCUUGACCUUGUUGACGGCGUGCACUUUUUUCCAAUGUUUUUCACCAGAGGUGGUGGGAUUUUUGGAGCAGAUGAGAAUGGGACACACUGGAAAUUUAGUGAUGAUGGUAAAAAGCUCGAGAAUUACUCAAGUGGACAGGAAGGCGCGUUAAGAGUUUGUGACAUGUAUAGGGAGAGCAUACUAACACUCCCUGAACUAGCAUUGCCUGAUGACUUUGAGGAAGAAAAUGAAGAUGCAUGACAUUGUGCAGAUAUUUUUGAACUUAGCUAUUUUGGAGGCUUGGAGCUUAAAGGUGGUCUGGAGCGAAAGGGUUGAAACUAACCAAGUUGUAAUAUGCAUUGAGCUUGUUUGUAAUUUGAUUUAACCAUUUCAUCACGAUGAUCUAGUGCUGAUUAGAUUUUCUGUCGUAGUUUCAUGAUGUUCUUAAAGAUACUCUGUAGCUUUUACGACAAUUAGGACCUUUUGAAUGAGUUCUUACAUGAUUAGUUAGUGCUAACUAACAGAUUAAUGGACCCAUUUGCUUAAAGUGGCUAUUGAGAUUCAUGGAAUUGUAUGUUAUAGUUCUUUAACAGUGGAUUGCUCUGCUGUUAGUUUCUA